This is a messenger RNA of Nerophis ophidion (straightnose pipefish), 3272 nucleotides long. RefSeq names its product inactive dipeptidyl peptidase 10. The coding region runs from base 262 to 2478 and encodes 738 amino acids. Gene Ontology annotation, molecular function: serine-type peptidase activity; dipeptidyl-peptidase activity. Gene Ontology annotation, biological process: proteolysis. Lineage: Eukaryota; Metazoa; Chordata; Actinopteri; Syngnathiformes; Syngnathidae. The transcript is spliced from 18 exons. The record is from RefSeq and is a predicted model, not a curated record.
GAUGCACUAAUUGUAAGUGUAUAUUGUGUUUUUGAUGUUGAUUUAAUAAAAAAUAAAAAAAAUAAAAAAAUUCUUCUGCGGCCCGGUACCAAUCGGGUCACGGCCCGGUGGUUGGGGACCACUGCUCUAUACAACAAAAAUGCUCUGCUGUUUUUGGUCAUCUGUUUCAGCAACGCUACCAAAGAUCCUCUAUAUAACAAAAAUGGUCUGCUAUUUUUGGUUAUCUGUUGCACAAGCGCUACCAAAGAUCCUCUAUAGAACAUGAUUGCUCUGCUGUUUUUGGUCAUCUGUUGCACCAACACUACCAAAGAUCCUCUAUAUAACAAAAAUGCUCUGCUAUUUUUGGUUAUCUGUUGCAUAAGUGCUACCAAAGAUCCUCUAUAUGACAAGAGUGCUCUGCUGUUUUUGGUCAUAUGUUGCACAAGCGCUACCAAAGAUCCUCUAUACAACAAUAAUGCUCUGCUGUUUUUGGUCAUCUGUUGCACCAACACUACCAAAGAUCCUCUAUACAACAAAAAUGCUCUGCUAUUUUUGGUUAUCUGUUGCACAAGUGCUACCAAAGAUCCUCUAUGUGACAAGAGUGCUCUGCUGUUUUUGGUCAUGUGUUGCACAAGCGCUACCAAAGAUCCUCUAUAUGAUGUGUGUGUCCUCCAGGUGUUCUUCUCCGAGGGGGACAUCUUCUACCAGCCCGGCGUGAGCAGCCAAGCUCUGCGUCUCACGUCCAGCGGGGACCCUCACCGUCACCGUGUGGUCAACGGGCUCUCGGACUGGACUUACGAAGAGGAAGUGCUGCUCUCCUACGUCGCCCACUGGUGGUCGGCGGACGGCGCCCGGCUGGCGUACCUCAGCAUCAACAACUCAGCCACGCCUCUUGUGGAAAUACCCAAGUUUCUGGGUGGACUGUACCCCUCCAACGCCAUCUUCCCCUACCCCAAGGCUGGCUCCAACAUCCCGUCUGUCAGCCUGCUGGUGGUAAACCUGUACGGCCCCGCCCACACGGUGGAGAUGACACCCCCAGACUCUGUCAGGACCAGCAGAGAAGGCUACAUCUCCAUGGUGACGUGGACCAGCAGCACCCGCCUGGCGGUCCGCUGGCUCAACCGGGCCCAGAACCAGUCGGUGCUGUGCGUGUGCGAGGCCACCACGGGGGCGUGCUCAGAGAAGCACAAAGUGUCCGUGGAUGGAAUGCCCAGACCGUGGCAGGACGUCCCUCUGUUCUCAGAAGACGGCGCCAUGUUCUACGCCGUCUUGCCCGCCAAGCAGGGCGCCCGAGGAGAGUUCAGCCACGUCGCCGCUCUCCCAGCCCGGCCCAGCAACCCUUCCAUCCCUGCUCGCUUCUUGACAUCGGGGAGUUGGGACGUCACCUCGCUCUGCGCCCUGGACGACAAAGCCGGAAAAAUCUAUUUCUUGAGUACGGAGGAAUCCAAACAAAGACGGCACCUUUACAGCGUGGACGUGGAUGGUGCGUUCGAGCGCCAGUGCAUCACUUGUCACCUCCUGGACGGGUGCCACUUCUUUGACGCCCUUUUCAGCCCCAACCGCACCCACGUCGCCCUCCGAUGCCUGGGCCCGGGGAUUCCCAAAGUGACGGUCCACAGCAUCCAGGACCCCUACCGAUACGUGGUCCUGGAGGACAACAACCCCCUGUCCAUAGCCCUGGAGGACAAACAUCUCCCCGAAACUCUGUUCAGGACAUUUUCAACUGACAGCCACGACGUGCACCUGAAGCUGUCUUUGCCUCGAGGUUACGAGGCCAACUUGCAUCCCUUGCUGGUCAUUGUAGACGGCCUUCCUGGUCGCGAGUCCGUGACAGAGGAGUUCUCCCUGGGCUGGCCUCAGGUCCUGUCCGGCGCCCACGGCGUGGCGUUGGCCUGGGUGGACAGCGGGAGCGGGGCGGGGCGCGGGCAGAAGGUCGCCAGCGCCGCCAGUAAGCUGGGACCGCUUCACGUCAGAGAUCACCUGGAAGUAGUGGAGUUCUUGAUGAAGCUGCCCUACAUUGACGACCGCCGCAUGGCCCUCUAUGGCAAGGCCUUUGGUGGAUACCUAACUCUGAAAAUGCUAACAGCAACAGAGAAGCUCUUCCAGUGCGCAGCUGCUGUGGCCCCAAUAACAGACUUCAGACUUUACAACGCGGCGUUCUCUGAGCGAUAUCUCGGCCUCCCGACAAAGGAGGAGCAUGUUUACUCGACCGCCUCUCUACUGGAGGACGUCAUCAAACUGAAAGACGAGAACUUUCUUAUCUUGCACGGAACGGCGGACGCCAAGGUACACUUCCAGCACAGCGCCGAGCUCCUGAGCCGCCUGGUGAGGGUGGAGGCCAACUACUCCCUGCAGCUGUACCCGGACGAGGGCCACACGCUGAGGGAACCGCGAAGCGUCCAGCACUUCCAACGCACGGUACUCAACUACUUCCAUAGCUGCUUCAAGCACAGCGUCCUCUUGGACCCCGCCAAGGACGAGGAGGAGGAUGAGGACUGAGGACUCUGGGAGUAAGGGGUACGGUUCUGGACACCUGGGCUCUAGACCAAACACUUGAAGCUCCUCCUGGAGGAACUUAACUCCCGAUUGGCACACAAACGUUUGUGCUGUUUACUGUCGGCUCCAAAAGACACCAUUCUUUACAAAGGACACAGGAUAAAGUACAAAGGAGUAUUUAGGUCCACCUGAAAAGACGAUAAAUAGUCACGACUACCAGGGAUGGAUACCGAAUUUGGUACUUUUAUACGUAGUGACCAAAUUCCGGUGGAACUACAGCAGGGGUCACCAACCUGGCACCAGAUGAGUCGCCCGCUGGCCUGUUCUAAAAAUAGCUCAAAUAGCAGCACUUACCAGUGAGCUGCCUCUAUUUUUAAAAUGUUAUUUAUUUACUAGCAAGCUGGUCUCGCUUUGCUUGACAUGUUUAAUUCUAAGAGAGACAAAACUCAAAUAGAAUUUGAAAAUCCAAGAAAAUAUUUUAAAGAUUUGGUCUUCACUUGUUUAAAUAAAUUAUUAUUUUUUUUUUACUUUGCUUCUUAUAACUUUCAGAAAGACAAUUUUAGAGAAAAAAUACAACCUUAAAAAUUAUUUUAGGAUUUUUAAACACAUAUACCUUUUUACCUUUUUAAAAUCCUUCCUCUUCUUUCCUGACAAUUUAAAUCAAUAAUCAAGUAAAUGUAUUAUUUUUUAUUGUAAAGAUUUAUAAAUACAUUUUCAUUUAAUUCUUCAAUUUAGCUUCUGUUUUUUUGACGAAGAAUAUUUGUGAAAUAUUUCUUCAAACUUAUUAUGAUUAAAAU